UAAAAUAAUUUAUUAAUCAAUAAAAGGUCAACUAAGAACAUUAAACGGUGUCGUUUAAUCGCCCCUCUGAACAAUUACGAAUCAUCUCCUGUAGUAUCUGUCUGCCCUAAUUUCGCAUGCACAUCUAUGUAGGAAAGAAAGAUAAGGCAUUAUCAUUUUGAAAACUUCACUGUACUUUAAUCCAGUUUUCACAUGGUUGCUCCUUCCUCAAUCCAUUCUAUCAAUACUUGAGAUUCUUUUCUGGGUUUUCACUUUGACGAGUUCGUAGUUAUUCUAGUGCUACCUCAAUGUACACCAACAUCUCCAAAGUCCAGGCAUUUCCUUUUGCCGCUAAAAUCUCUUCGCAACCCAAAUGCUUCGCUUCACCCAACGCCUUAAGGUCCCUAUCUUUACCGCUUGCUUAUAAUCAAAACCACAUCUUAAUGAUCCCCACUUCACAUAAAUUUGGAACCUCGGAAGCGGGGAAGUUAGCAAAUCCGUACGGCUUUAUGGUACAAAUUGCUAGAAGGUAUUAUAGGUCAAGAAGUGGCGAAAAACAACUUCCUUGGUUAGAAGUGGCUAAUGAGGUUCAGGGAGAAGGUAAGGUGGUGGAGAAAGCAAAGAUGACUAGGAUUAGUGCCUCUAUCCAGGAAGGGUCAGCAAAGAAGGUGAGUGGUAAGUCCUCUUGGGAACAAUCCAUUGAAAGGUUAGAUAAAAGUCAUAAAACAACAGUUCCAGAAAUUAAGCCGAUAUCAGCAACGGCUGCAACAGUUUCUAUGAAAGGCGGUGCAUCAGCAGCUGCUAGUAAGGAAAGGAAGAGUGGAUUGGUUGAGAAGGCUGGAGAGCACAGGAGUGAUUAUGGCAAAAGGUAUGUGAAGUAUGAUGAUAGUGACGAGGAAGAAGUUGAUGAUGAAAUGGGGGAGGAGAUUGAGGAUCCAAGGUGGGAUAACAUAAAGAAUAGGUUCAAGGGGACGGUGGGGGCAAAAGUUGGAACGGAGAGACCCGAGUUUCGAAGAUGGAAUAAGCAGGAGAACUGGGGUAGAAAGACAUGGAAAGAGGCCACUGAAUCCACUGUGCCUAAGAUUGUUGGUGAAGGGAUUUAUGGGGUUGGUCCUGUUUUGGCUGCAUUGUCAGCUGAUCGAAGGGAGUUCUAUGCAUUGUAUGUUCAAGAAGGAUUGGAUUUGAGUAGCAAUAAUAGGAAGAAGAAGGACAAGAAAGGCUUUGAAAGAGUUCUAAAGAUUGCUGAGAAGCUAGAUUUGAGUGUAAAAGAAGCAUCAAAACACGAUCUGAAUAUGGUGGUUGAUAACCGUCCUCAUCAAGGUUUGGUUUUAGAUGCUUCACCACUAGAGAUGGUGAAAAUAAAGGAACUGGACCCUGUUUCUGUUGAUGAGGGGAAGGGUUCCCUUUGGAUAGCUUUGGAUGAGGUUACCGAUCCACAGAAUUUAGGGGCAAUAAUUAGGUCUUCAUACUUUUUUGGAGCGACUGGGGUAGUUUUAUGUGCCAAGAAUUCAGCUCCAUUGAGUGGUGUUGUGAGCAAAGCAAGUGCAGGCUCUCUUGAGUUAAUGGAACUUAGAUAUUGCAAGAAUAUGAUGCAAUUCUUGGUGUCUUCAGCUGAAAAUGGUUGGCGGGUUCUUGGGGGCUCUGUCUCCACCAAAGCUAUUUCUUUGGAUGAGGUUGUACCAGGUCCGCCUACUAUUCUUGUUUUGGGCAGCGAGGGCACUGGUUUGAGACCAUUGGUGGAGAGAUCAUGCACUCAGUUAGUUAGGAUUCCUGGGAAUAUUCCUCUUGACCCAAAUACUAGUGAAUUGGAUGGUGAAAGUGAUGAUUUGAAUGCUCAGAGCUCUGGUAGAGAGUUUCUAUCAUUUUUGGCCGUGGAAAGCUUAAAUGUUAGUGUUGCAGCAGGUGUACUUGUUCACCAUUUAAUUGGGAAGAAGUUAGUGGAUUCAUUGCCAGAGGACAAUAAACAGAGUAAAGUUUCAGGCUCAACAACACCCACUGUUAGGCAACUGAGAUCUUUUCAAACUGAAAAUAUCAAGAACAGAAAUAGAGAAUAGGAAACAAAUAGUUUUUCUGUAUUAAAAUUAGUAGAUGACUGUGCUAAAGAGCAAUCCCUUUCUGAACCAAACACAACUUCUCAAGGACCAACUCAACAAAUGUCUGACUAACGUCUUCUAUAACUCUUUGUCUUGAAUAGACCUUUGGACUUGAAUUACAGACUGGGCAUCCUAACCCACACCUACAGUUUUUUACCUCUUCUUGUGGUUUGUGAGCUCAGUUCGUCCAGCAUUAGAGCCACAUGACAUCAAGAUCUUGUUUUGGCAUAUGUUAGGACUGUUGGAAAGGGGUAGUUAAUUAGCAUCUUUAGAUCAUUUGUAGGUAAAGGGAGUUACUGGAGGGAAAGGAAUUGUUUCAUAUUUGUUAUCAUUUGUAAAUAGACAAUAAUCUCUUUGGGAUAUGAGGAAUCGUUGUGAAAUGGAAACCUGAUCUCUCUCCUUUGUUCUGUUGUGUUGCCAUCAGUCAAGAAAUG
Molecule: messenger RNA, 2506 nt
Organism: Vigna angularis (adzuki bean)
Lineage: Eukaryota; Viridiplantae; Streptophyta; Magnoliopsida; Fabales; Fabaceae
Exons: 2
Coding region: 288-2033 (581 amino acids)
Biological process (GO): rRNA methylation
Cellular component (GO): chloroplast
Molecular function (GO): RNA binding; RNA methyltransferase activity
Source: RefSeq, a predicted model, not a curated record